This is a messenger RNA of Symbiodinium sp. CCMP2592, 1521 nucleotides long. NCBI's taxonomy places the organism in Eukaryota, Dinophyceae, Suessiales, Symbiodiniaceae. The record is from the annotation of a GenBank genome assembly.
AUGCUGGGAAAGCCCGGGUUGGACCACGUCGUGGGACCCACGGGCUGGCGGUAUGGCCUCAUGGAAGCGAUCACGGAGGCGACAGGGGACCCGGACACAGACGUUGCGGCAUGGUUCAGAGACGGUGCCCCCCUGAAAAUUUUAAACGCCAUCCCGAACCGGGGCAUGUUCCCUGAGGCGGGGCUGUCAGAGGCGCAACGUGCAUCACAGGAAUAUUAUGAGGCCCGGGGGGCACCCGAGGGCAGGGAGAACUACCGCUCGUUCGAAGAGUUUGCCUCGGAGUCGGAAGAAGAGCUCCAGAGGUUGGUCCGGGAAGGCCACCUCGAAAGAAUAGGGGAGUGGGAGGACGUGGUUGCCCGGUGGCCGGACGCCAUUACCACCCGGAUUGCAACGAUCGUCAAGGAACGCCCGGACGGCACCGCGAAGACCAGGUUCGUGGUGGACAUGCGCCGCAGCGGCAUCAAAGGCCUGGCCACGAAGUUCUCCGAAAGAAUUGUGUUGCCGAGGGGCUGUGACGCAGUGGAGGGCAUCUUGGACCUCCUCCGUAGGCGCAAGCCCGGAGAAGAGGUCUACCUGAUCACGGUCGACAUCGCCGACGCCUUCCUGAACCUGCAGGUCAGAGAAGAGGAGCGGGCGUAUACGAUAGUCCGGGGGCAGGACGGCACAUACUAUGCAUAUAAAGGCGUUCCCUUCGGAUUGGCCACGGCACCCCUCCUGUGGGGCAGGGUGGCUGCGUGGCUUAUGAGAUUCAUACAGGCAAGUAUGGCGAGGGACCGCGCGAGCCUCCAAUGUUACGUGGACGACCCACUGGCGGCGGUCCGAGGAACCGCCCGUGAAGCGACGCACAUCAUGCUCAUGAUGAUGGUGGCGUUCUCCGUGGUGGGCGCCAGGCUCGCGAUCAAAAAGUUGGCGGCGGGACCGUCGGUCCAGGCCUGGAUAGGCUCGGUCCUCUCAGUCGAAGGGGACGCGGUUAGAAUCAGAAUUCACCUGGAUAAAGCCAAAACACUGAAGCUCCUCCACCGCGUCCUUGGCGGGCGAGCUGUCCUGGGUCGCGGGCAUCGCCCCGAGAUUGCGGCCCUUCGUCUCCAUGUUGUGGGCAGCAGCCGCUGCGGCCCGACUGCGGCUGACCAGCACGGGGAAAGCGGCGAUGCCUCAACCACCGGGCUGGGCGGAAUCCUCCUUUCGACCGAUGGUCGUCCCCUCCGCUACUGGGCGGCCACCAUCACAGAGGAGGUUGCACAAUUCCUGGGAGCCCGGAUCGGAGAAUCCAGCUCCAUGACCACUUUCGAGCUCCUGGCGCUCUUCGUGGGACUCAAGGUCUGGGGACCCCGGCUCUUCGGUAAGCGCCUGGGGGUCCAGAUUCAGAUGGACAACCAGUCGGCUCUGACCAUCGCCACGGCCUUGUCCUCCAAAGGGGACUCCAGCAACCACCUCGCUGCCGAGAUCAGCCUUUUGCUGGAGUCGCUCCAGGUUAAGGCCCUGGACCUCCGCCAUUGGCGGAACACCAUCAACAUUGAGGCG